AUGGAGAACUCAACACCCAUUGAUAGGAUCAGCAAUUUACCGGAUGAGUUACUCUGUCACAUACUCUCUUUUCUUCCAACCAAAGUUGCUUUCACCACUACCGUUCUCUCGAAGCGGUGGACCCCACUCUUCAAAUUACUCACAACUCUCCACUUCCACUACGAAUCCGUUGCUUGGAUAACAUUGAGUGACAUAACAUUCAGUUCCUUCGUCGACAAAGUCAUAUUCUCCACAAAACUUAUCAAAACAUUUCACCUGAACUGUCAUUCUAAACAUAGCUACCGUUUCAACCAUUGGAUCAAAGCUGCAAAACAGCACCCUCUCGAGAAUCUUGAACUCUGUAGUACGUUUCACUACCUUAUGAUCACCUUGCGGCCAAGUAAUUUCAUAUUUCCAAAACUUGUUGUUCUCAAAUUGACGAGCCUAAAAGUUGAUGAUUUUAUCUCUGUCGAUCUUCCUUCGCUUAAGACCCUUCGUUUGAUUUACGUUAAUUUCACAACUAAGGACAAUUUCAACAAGCUUCUUAAUGGGUGUCCCAUUUUGGAGGAUUUGGAAACUCGUGAUAUUUACUGUUCAGAACAACGGGAUGGUGCUGGUAGGGUUAAAACCUUAUCCAAUUUGACCAGAGCCAAUAUCAGUACAUGUUAUGUUCCUAUUAAAGCAAUUCCUAAUGUCCAAGUUUUACAUCUCCAGGGUUUGCAUCUCGACCGAGAGAUCAAAUCCUUUUACAGGGACUUUCUUGUACUUCAAAACUUAAUCCACCUUGAAUUACGCUUUAAUAACAUUCAUCACUGGAACGACGAUGUAAUGAAAGUGCUCAAAAAUUGCUCCAAGCUUCAAAUUCUUACUAUUACUAAGUUGUUUGACUUAUACAACCAAACUUUGGACAGAAUUUGGAAAAACCCAAAAUCUAUUCCAAAAUCUUGUACUUUAAACUUAGACGGCAUCAUUGAUGGAAGUCAAUUUGCAACAUAUAUUUUAAAGAAUGCACCACUUUUACGAGUCAUGAAGAUCAACGCCAUUGCUGAACCACGUUCAAAUCAGGAUGCUUUAAAAGAAUUAGAAUCAUGUCCGAGGAUUUCUACCGAAUGUGAACUUUCGAUUAGUUUCACCGAAUAUGAAUUUUGGCGGUAG
Messenger RNA from Trifolium pratense (red clover), 1134 nucleotides. Its product is annotated as putative FBD-associated F-box protein At3g50710. Bases 1 to 1134 code for a protein of 377 amino acids. Gene Ontology annotation, molecular function: protein binding. The transcript has 4 exons. Lineage: Eukaryota; Viridiplantae; Streptophyta; Magnoliopsida; Fabales; Fabaceae. The record is from RefSeq and is a predicted model, not a curated record.